GAUCAACACACCAAGGAAACAAGGAGGUUUGGGACCAAUGAAGAUUCCUCUUCUUUCUGACCUCACUCAUCAGAUCUCCAAAGACUACGGCGUCUUUCUUGAGGAUCAGGGACACACACUCAGAGGUCUCUUCAUCAUCGAUGGUAAAGGUGUCCUCAGACAGAUCACCAUGAAUGACCUGCCGGUGGGCCGAUCCGUGGACGAGACCCUCAGACUGGUGCAGGCAUUCCAGUACACAGACAAACAUGGAGAAGUUUGUCCAGCUGGAUGGAAGCCCGGCAGUGAUACGAUUAUCCCCGACCCCGCAGGCAAACUCAAGUACUUUGAUAAACUCAACUGAGCUUAAUGUUUCACUAAAGGGGCUCUGUUUUGUUUUGUUCUGGUUUCUGCCUUCAAAAGAGCAGAAUGAAUAAAAGGGGAGUUUUGAUAAA
Messenger RNA from Danio aesculapii, 431 nucleotides. Its product is annotated as peroxiredoxin-4. The coding region runs from base 38 to 340 and encodes 100 amino acids. Gene Ontology annotation, molecular function: thioredoxin peroxidase activity. Gene Ontology annotation, cellular component: endoplasmic reticulum; cytosol. NCBI's taxonomy places the organism in Eukaryota, Metazoa, Chordata, Actinopteri, Cypriniformes, Danionidae. The transcript has 4 exons. The record is from RefSeq and is a predicted model, not a curated record. Gene Ontology annotation, biological process: cellular response to stress; hydrogen peroxide catabolic process; response to oxidative stress.